CAUUACACCACAUCUCCUCGGCCCACUCUCCAGGACUAGGGUUUUAUAAGAGCGCAGUCCGCUUCCGACCCUCGACUCCUCCUCCCAAACCCUAGCGCCGGCGCCUCCACUUCCUUUCUCCCUCGUCUCCUCGCGUUUCAGGGCCCGGCCAAAGGGAAGCAAGAUGUAUACCGCCAGGAAGAAGAUCCAGAAGGACAAGGGUGUCGAGCCCUCCGAGUUUGAGGAUUCCGUCGCACAGGCUUUCUUCGAUCUGGAGAACAACAACCAGGACCUCAAGAGUGAACUCAAGGACCUCUACAUCAAUACUGCUAUCCAGAUGGAUGUUGUCGGCAACAGGAAGGCCGUGGUGAUCCAUGUGCCGUACCGCCUGCGCAAGGCCUUCAGGAAGAGCCAUGUCAAGCUCGUCAGGGAGCUGGAGAAGAAGUUCAGCGGCAAGGAUGUAGUUUUUAUUGCAACAAGGAGGAUUGUGAGGCCACCCAAGAAGGGUUCAGCUGUUCAGCGCCCUCGCACCAGAACUCUCACUGCUGUUCAUGAUGGUAUCUUGGAGGAUGUUGUAUACCCAGCUGAGAUCGUUGGGAAGCGUGUCAGAUACCGUUUGGAUGGUUCCAAGAUCAUCAAGAUCUUCCUGGACCCCAAGGAGCGCAACAACACUGAAUACAAGCUGGAGACUUUCACCGCAGUCUACCGCAGGCUUUGUGGCAAGGAAGUCGUCUUUGAGUACCCUGUGACCGAAACUGCUUGAAGAUGCAUGCUUUGGAUAUCUCCAUUUUCAUUCCGUUCGUAUCCAGACGUUUUGGUUGAGGUCUCAAUUAGUUCUCCCCAUGUAUUCCAGAAACCAUAGUUUUGGUGACAACUUGGCGUUUAGGUGUUUGCAACCUGGAGAUGGCAAUGGACGUGAACAAUGUUAAGUUUUGAGCAUUUAAAUUAUUCUCUUGCUCGGUUAACUCGUUGCAAUUUAUCUUC
This is a messenger RNA of Brachypodium distachyon (stiff brome), 963 nucleotides long. RefSeq names its product 40S ribosomal protein S7. The coding region runs from base 164 to 742 and encodes 192 amino acids. The record is from RefSeq and is a predicted model, not a curated record. Gene Ontology annotation, cellular component: cytosolic small ribosomal subunit; ribosome; 90S preribosome. The transcript has 6 exons. Gene Ontology annotation, molecular function: structural constituent of ribosome. Lineage: Eukaryota; Viridiplantae; Streptophyta; Magnoliopsida; Poales; Poaceae. Gene Ontology annotation, biological process: ribosomal small subunit biogenesis; translation; rRNA processing.